AUGGAUAUAGGACACGGCAAGGAGCUACACUAUGAGGAGCUUGGGCUCAAGCAUCGAGGUAGCGGGCUAGCAUUCAAAUAUCUCUUCCUCGGUGAGGAGAAUACUCCCGAGAACUAUCUCUUCAGCAUAUCGCGCCAAGGCGCCUUUUACUCGCCUGUUCACCGGCAUACCUUCGAUCAGUUCCGGUACGCAUACCGUGGCGACGUGUCUAUUGCACCAGAUCUCCUUCAUGAAGGAGAGUUAUGCUACCAUCCGGAGGGUGUUUUCUACCGGCCACAGCUCGAUGAAGGGGGCGAGUGUGAUGUGUUAGUUCUACAAUUUGGUGGAGCGAGUGGCAAAGGAUACCUCAGCUUUGCACAAAUUGCGAAAGGUCAGGAAAAAUUGAAAGAGCAGGGCCGAUUUCAAAAGGGCAAAUAA
Messenger RNA from Penicillium canescens, 417 nucleotides. RefSeq lists its product as uncharacterized. The transcript has a single exon. The coding region runs from base 1 to 417 and encodes 138 amino acids. The record is from RefSeq and is a predicted model, not a curated record. Lineage: Eukaryota; Fungi; Ascomycota; Eurotiomycetes; Eurotiales; Aspergillaceae.